This is a messenger RNA of Danaus chrysippus (African queen), 1845 nucleotides long. The record is from the annotation of a GenBank genome assembly. Lineage: Eukaryota; Metazoa; Arthropoda; Insecta; Lepidoptera; Nymphalidae.
AUGGAUACAGUUUAUUAUAACAAUCCCAUUAGACAACGAAUAAACAAAAUCUUUGAUAGCCACAUCAUAACAGAUAACAGUGAAGCCCUAUAUACAGUUUCUGGAUUAUGUUCAUCUAACUCGGCGUAUACAAGGAGAGUUCUUGUAAACGAAAUAGAAAAGAGAGACUUACUGGUCAACAAAACAAUUUUAACUGAAUUCAGCAAAGUCAAAGAUAAAUUGCAAGGACUAAUUGAUUCACUAAAUUCUCUCGACGUUUCAGUUCAAGAUAUGUCCAAUAGGCUCCAGGAAUCAAAAACAAAAACCCAUCACAUCAUUGCUCAAACCACGAAACUCAAGGAUGAAAGAAUAAAAACCAAAAAGAAAUUACUUUGGGUUAAUACUUUUGUGGAUAAUUUUAAUUUAUCACCGGAUAAAUUGAAGAGUCUUUUUAAUGUUUCACCAUUAACGAAUAACUUUUUUUCAUCAUUGUCUGAUAUUGAAAAACUUAACAAUGAUUGCAGAACACUUGUCCGAUGUUGGUAUCAAACACCAGCAUUUGAUAUUAUGGAAACCAUAGGGCUCCAACAGGAGGCUGCGAUUGAAAAAUUAUAUCAUUGGACAAUUGGAGCUUGCCUUAUUGUUGAUUCUCCGAAUAAUGCUCUUGUCCCCAAAGCUUUGGCAAAAUUUGAAAAUAGACAAGUUCUUUUCAGCAACAUUAUAGAUGAGUACUGCAAUGCAAGAAAAGCAAUUGUUGUACAAUUGUUCAUAGACGCUUUGACUAAAGAAGAGGAAAACGGGUCUAAGCCUAUAGAAUUUUAUGCUAAUGAUGCUAAGCGGUACAUAGGUGAUAUAUUAGCUUGGGUCUACCAAAUAAUUCCACAGGAGAAAGAAAACCUAUGCACCCUUCUUAAACAUUGCACUAUGUCUGAUAAAGAGGACAAAAUAACAGAGGCUCUGACAAAUAUUAUGGAAGCUUUAUGUCCAUUAUUAAAUGUCAGAGCCGAUUUAAUACUUAAACCAGACAAAGAUCCAUUAAUACUAUGGUCUAUAACAAAUUUAAUACUGUAUUACGAAGAUAUUAUAAAAGCUAUUAUAAGUAAAGGACAUAUGGUAGAUACACUUAGUGAACUAUCAAGGAAAAGUGAAGAAGUAUUUAUUUUGACUUUAGAUAGUAAAAUACAAAAAGAAUUAAGCCAUGGUGUGAAAGCACCUCCGUCAGACUUAAAUCCAUCAGUUGUUGUCACUGAUUUGGUUAGCUUUUUAAGGGAAUUGAUGAAUGUAUCAAACACACACAAGACGGAUAAGAAAAUAAUUAUUACACAUAUCCUAGAUCCAUUGCUUCAUGCAAUAAAUGAAACAGCAUGCCACUUGAGCUCCUCCGAUAUGUCAGUUUAUAUGUUAAAUUGUAUUUAUCAUAUUCAAUGUACUUUAUCACUCUACACAAUUUUAGAUGAAUAUAAUGACAGACUUCAGGCUCAGUCCGAGGCACAAAUAGACACCCUAACUUCAGAACAGGCCAGUUAUCUUGUAGCCAAUUUGAACAUGGGCCCUAUUUAUACAAUGCUUCAAGAGAAAAUAGAUGGACCCCUAUCAGCCAUACCGGGCAUGGAUACAACAUCACUAAAAUCAUUUUUAAAUAAAUUCGACAUGUUUCUAGUUACACCACAUUUGUAUAUGCUACCACAGUUGAACCUACUUAUAAGUCAAACUCAUAAGUUAUUUGUUAAGAAACGAUCUUUUGAAGUUAUAUUAGCCAUAUAUGAACAACUUUAUCAGGCAGUAAAUGAACCAAGUAAUGGCUAUGUGGAUCCUCAGUUAAUAGUACGUAGGACGCCGGAGGAAGUGAAAAAACUGCUUAUGUAA